AUGUCUCCGGACGCUCUCUCUUCUUCCUCCUCACCUUCAUCGGCACCGCCAGAGCUGUCGGGACGUCCGCCGGAUAUUCCUAUAUCCAGCACAAAAGUAGGUAGCACAUUCGUCUCCACCGCCAGGACCCAACCUCUCAACUUUAAAGCGGCGCUGGCAGGCGGCAUUCAAAACACAUCAAGAAAAGCGACGCAAUGGACAUUCGUUGGGGAAGAUGACAUCGAAACAGGGCUCUUCCAAGGAGAGCCGGAGCUGAGAUUAUCAAGCAAAUUCAAGGAAAAGCUCUGCCAGCCUUGGAAAAAGACUCUCAUUGUCCGACUGCUGGGACGCUCAAUCUCAUAUUCCUACCUCUGUUCUCAGCUGCGAUGGAAAUGGAAGCCGGUGGGAUCCCUCGAAAUCAUAGACCUGAACAACGACACGUUCUUGGCAACCUUUGGGGAGGAUCAAGACUACCUGAAAGCUCUCACAGGGGGGCCUUGGGUCAUUCUCGAUCACUAUCUGUUAGUGCAUCAAUGGACACCUUCUUUUCGUACAUCAGACAAACCACACAAAUCAGUUGUUGCUUGGGUACAGUUUCCAGAGCUGCCGGUUCAUUUUUAUCACAGAGAGUUGAUGUUCGCUAUUGGUAACCUAGUCGGCAGAACCGUGAAACUCGAUUACCACACUGAAAACCUGGAAAGAGGAAAAUUUGCGCGCAUGGCCAUUGAGCUGGACAUGACGAAUCCCCUACCAACUCGAAUCCGGUUAGAUGGUGAUUGGCAGCAGAUCCUCUACGAAAAUAUACCUACAAUAUGCUACACAUGUGGAAGAAUAGGCCAUACCGAGGGAGUUUGCCCUGAGCGACAAUCAGCGCUCCUUCCUGCCCCUGCGAUAGGAGUGGCGCAACUCGUAAGCUCACCGCCGGCGACAGCGAUAUCAGAAACACCGGCCGGAUACGGGCCGUGGAUGCAAGUCGUCCGCAAAGCUCGUCGUCAGAACAGGAAAAUGGCUGCUAAUCAGGCGACAAUCUCGGGAACCGCGAAAGGGAAGAAACAGGAAUCGCUCCGAGAUGGUGGUAUCACAAAAGGAAAGCAAAGUUUGGAGCAACUCAACGGUAACGGAGGCACUAAGGGAAAGUCGGAUCAACAGGGGAAUCAGGGGAGUCAUUUGGGGAAAACAGUGGAUGGUAAGAAGGCGAUCGGCGAGGGUAAAACAACAGCUAUAACAAAGGAAUGGAGACCUAUUGGGCCUCACACCAAGGAGGCCUCCACUAGCAAGGAGCCCAAAAAAGUGGAAAUAAACACCACGCUGACAUCUUCCCACCAGCCCACGUUACAAUUAAGACAAGUUCUUAAUGGCCCAAACAACACCAAGAUACAAAUCGUGGAAGUGCCUGAUCUUAAUCUCGAGCAGAAGGAAAAUGUCAACCCCAACAAGCAGGGAGAUUCCACCAUUCGAAACCACUACCACAGGAAAAAACCAGAGCAUGCCCCUCAAUCCAAGGGUGUUAACCUCAAAGCUACUAAGAAGCCUCUCCAAAUCCUUAGUCCCAAGAUGAAGGAGAGCUUAGCUAAACAAAUUCCAUCCUCCCUUCCAAUCUCGCUCAAAUCCAUAGAGGAUUUCUGUGUGCCAGUUCAGCGACGGAAGAAGGGUACUAAUGCCCAGAACGAGGGGAAGGCGGAUGACAUUCCGAUGCAAGAAUGCCUCCUCAGUAGGGCAAACGAGAUUCAGACUCGGGAAGAGGAAGGGGAACCCCCUGGAAACGCUUCUAUUGAGACUCCUUGCUCCAACUGA
Molecule: messenger RNA, 1773 nt
Organism: Linum trigynum
Lineage: Eukaryota; Viridiplantae; Streptophyta; Magnoliopsida; Malpighiales; Linaceae
Source: the annotation of a GenBank genome assembly